Messenger RNA from Triticum turgidum subsp. durum (durum wheat), 810 nucleotides. NCBI's taxonomy places the organism in Eukaryota, Viridiplantae, Streptophyta, Magnoliopsida, Poales, Poaceae. The record is from the annotation of a GenBank genome assembly.
AUGAUUUUAAGGAGCGUUAAUCAUGAAAAUGUUGUUCGCUUUUAUGGGGCAUGCACAAAGCAGCGAAAGUAUCUCAUUGUAACAGAGUACAUGGCUGGAGGUAAUCUGUAUGACUUCCUUCACAAGCAUAACAAUGCCUUGGAGCUUUCCUUGAUUCUUAGGAUUGCUAUUGGCAUAUCAAAAGGCAUGGAUUAUUUGCACCAGAAUAACAUCAUCCAUAGAGACUUAAAGUCUGCCAAUUUACUAAUUGGCAAUGGUCAAAUCGUGAAGAUUGCAGAUUUUGGUGUCUCUCGUCAACGAUCGCAAGAGGGUGAUAUGACUGCUGAAACUGGCACCUACAGAUGGAUGGCACCUGAGGUGAUAAACCAUAAGCCUUAUGAUCACAAGGCAGAUGUCUUCAGCUUUGCUAUUGUUCUAUGGGAGUUGGUCACUUCAAAGGUCCCAUAUGAAAACCUGACACCAUUGCAAGCGGCACUGUCAGUAAGGCAGGGACUUCGUUUGGUGAUUCCCUCAGGUGUGCAUCCGAGAUUGUCUAAAUUGAUUCAACGGUGUUGGGGCGAAAACCCCCAUACGCGACCCGUUUUCUCUGAGAUCACCGCGGAACUGGAAGAUAUCUUGCGGCCUAUUCAGCAUGUUUCUGCAGGCCGCCUCCAGCUCCAAAGGAGGCCAUCGACAUACCAAACAAAAGAUACAGAUGAAAUCACAGCGAUAGAAAGAAGGCGCAUGCUCCUGGACCCUCUUUUCACAUUGUCGCCCACUAAAAAGCGCGACAUGCGCACACCGUCUCCUGUAUAUAUGUCAUGUACAUAA